Molecule: messenger RNA, 1113 nt
Organism: Emiliania huxleyi CCMP1516
Lineage: Eukaryota; Haptophyta; Isochrysidales; Noelaerhabdaceae
Exons: 6
Coding region: 1-1113 (370 amino acids)
Source: RefSeq, a predicted model, not a curated record
AUGCCAGCGGCAGCUGUUUCGAAGAUUCGCGGUACGAGUGAACUCGAUCAAUAUCACAUGUCCGAGAACGAGGCACUGAUGGUCGGCAUCAUGUCGGCCGAAGACGGCAGCAUCAAGGUCGUCAUCUCCGCGCCGAAGUCGCCUCCGCUCCUCGGAGCCAAGACGGCGUGCGGCGCGAAGGGCGUCCCAAUCACGGACGGCACCGCGGGGUCACGCACCUCCGCGGCGGUGCUCGACGAGGGACCGGGCUACGUGGUCGGCGUCGAGGCCGAAGUCCGCCGGCUGGGCGAGAGCGUCGUCUACCAGGCUACGCCCGCCGACGGCAAGAAGUCGCCGUCGCCGGGAGUCCCCACAUCCGGCGGCAUUGCGCCCGUGGCGCCCAAGCCCCUUGGCGCGGUCGCGGGCGCGGGGCAGGCCGACGCCGCGUCACGCGAGUACUAUCUCGCCGUGCGCGACAAGGCGAUGGCCGCGAUCUUGCUCACCAAGAUACAGCGUGCGAAGCUGGACGCCGAGCGGUCGGGGUGCGGGUGCAAGUGCCGGCGCAAGGCCAUGCGCUGCCGCAACAACCCCAAGUUUGGCAAGGCAAAGGGCAGGCGCAAGCGUCAUUCGCCGCUGGCACGUGCGGCGCCGGCGCUGGCACAUGCGGCGCCGUCGCUGGCACAUGCGGCGCCGGCGGGCGGCUACACGAAGGCCGAGGGCGCCUUCCGGUGGCUGCUCCUCGUCUGCAUGCCCGCCUUUGGCCACUGCGCGCCCGCCGUGCCUAGCCCGGCGGCGGUGGCCUCGGCCUUCUCGUCUGCCGUCGCCUCGGCGUCCUCUACCUUCUCAUCCGGCGUCGCCUCGGCGGCGUCCUCGGCCUUCUCGCCCGCCGUCGCCUCGAAGGCGGCCUCGCUCGUGAGCUGCUCGCCGUUUCUCAUGCCCGCCCUCGUGGUCAUCCUCCUCGCCAUCGCCUGCGGCGCCUCCUGGCCGACCGCGGCGAGCGGAAAGGGGGCUCGGCGCGGCGUGGCGUGGGCCGUCUGCGUCGCCGCCGCCGCGGCGUGCCUCCCCGGCGCAGCAGCGGCUCCCGUGGAAUCCCGCUCGCAGCAGUGUUUGACCCUCUUUCACGUGCUCCGGUAA